GAGGUCACCUACACCUUCCUUUUGUGUUUAACGGAGUGUGAAACGAGAACCUGCUUCCCGCGUCUGUCAGCGAGCAUGUGAUGCUGGUGUUGGGACAUCUCAAUUAAAGCACUUUGUGGAGAUGGGUGCGUUGGUGCCGCGGUCGAUACGGCGUUGUACGUGUAGCUAUUUACUGCUGACUGUCCAGAUUUGGUGAGAUCAUGCGUUCAGAGGAGUUGUGGCACGAGAUGCUAGCUAACAUCCAACAUCAGCACCGCUGAGUAUUCAAGUAUCAUCUGAACCAUGCAGUAGACCGACCUCAGUCGAAUAUCAGCCUCAGAUGAUCACAGCUCAUCCAUUGAGAGCAUCCAGCAGCCAGACCUGACACGAUACACAAUGAAUACUACGGAGUUCCCGUUCAGUACGUUGUCUCCGGAUGGGAACAACAACACUACGUCCAAUGACACCAGUGACGGCAAAUACGCCAUCGGGGCUACAAUCAUGUCCCCGAUUAUUAUGUCGCUUGCUGGUGUCGUGGGCAAUGUCUUGGCCCUGGUGGUCCUUCAGAAGACAAAGACUGAGAUAAGAAGAAUGAUGUUUUAUACAUUAGUGGCAGCUCUGGCUUGCACUGAUUUGGCUGGAAUCCUAUUGACAACUCCUGUUACCGUUGCUGCCUAUAUAAACCGACGAGAAAUGCCAGGUGGAAUAGGCCUCUGUAAAUUCAACGCCUUUAUAAUGGUCUGUUUUGGACUGGCAACGCCUUUAAUCGUUUGUGCCAUGGCAGUGGAACGCUUUCUUGCCAUCAAGUGUACUUACUUCUAUUCCAAGCAUUGUACGCCUCAUAAUGCAAGAAUUACCGUGGUGGUGUUGUGGGCAUUUGUUUUCUUCUUUGGUGCACUACCGUUGUUCGGCUUCGGGGAGUACACUCUUCAGUACCCGCACACGUGGUGCUUCUUGAACUUCCGCACCGACGACCUCGUCUUCGCUCUCUACGGUUACCUCUACGCUGGCGUCAACCUUGGCAUCGUCGUCCUGAUGACGUGCUGUAACGUCUUCGUCAUGAUCACCUUGCUGCGAGUCCGUUACAUCAAGCAACAACAAGGCCGGAACAGCAUCUCCAGUAGCCUCUUGCACGACAGCUUCGACGACAGUCGGCGGAUGCAGACUCAGAUGAAGCGGAAUAAGCAGAACGAUGUGGAGAUGCAAAUGAUUUGGCUCAUGUGCGCCAUUACCACCAUUUUCGCUGUUUGCUGGGCACCUCUUAUGAUUCAUAUCGUUAUAACGCUGGCAACCAAAAAAUCCAAUCCAGUGUUUGGAUUAAUAGCAGUUCGUCUGGCAAGCCUCAAUCAGACAUUGGAUCCAUGGCUCUAUAUUCUAUUGAGGAAGGCUUUCCUUAAAAAGAUUCGUGAUACAGCCAAAAAGUUUAUUUGUUCAAAAUCAACAUCUUCAAAAGAUGCACCGGAGUGCCGAUGCAACCAAUACGUGCACGUGAGACGACAGCUUUGUCACAGGAACUAUUUUGUCGGGAAUACAGAACCCAGUGACCCUGCCGCAAGACAAAGCUGUGAUGAAGCCAGAGUUCGAUCGAACGCGCAAGAAUUCCAACAUGGCGCCUCUGCACUUCCGGAUGUUAUGAGAACAACAUCCUCAAACAAUAGUGAUCUUCUUCCUGAUGUUACAAGAUCCAAAACUGCUGCUGUAGGCAUUCCAGAAUUCAACGGUGCUUAUGACAGUUCCUCAAAUAGCCAAAGGCAUCACUCGGAUAGCCCGGACGGCAUCUACGUCGACAUAUUCCGCGUUGUACCACCUGUCGCUGCUUCCUCAAACAUUGAAUCCGAUGACGUCUUGGUCUCAACCGCCAGUGCCAAUAACGCAAAUUUGAAUUCUGAUAGUGAUUCAGACGUGUUCGAGCCUGAGGAAUGUUCUUCUUCCGGUAUAUUCAGUCUUACCCCCAGUGUGCCCAAUGACCUGAUCAGUGAAAAAAGCUCUUCACUCCGAUGUCACGCCUGUCAAAUCGCCAAAAAAUAAAGAAACAGCAAGACGUACAAAGUCUUACACCUGAUUCUUGACCCUAUUCCGUAUAAUACCAGUGCCCAUAUCUGGAUCGGAGACACGAUCGCUACCAUUCCGGACAAAUGUGAAAUGGACACGUUCUCAAUGACAUUAUUGGAGGACAAUAUAGAGUUGAAGUCAAUUGACCUGAAACUGAAAGUGGGUGUGUGAUUAAAUGUAUGAACGUAGGUCUAUGUUUGUUUCGUUAUCAUGUUCCAUGCUCUUUCAGUUUUGUUUGGUGCUUGUUAAAAACGACCUCGAAGAGCAAUAGAAUUCAAAAUAUCUUAUUCUUAAGGGAUAUUAUUCUGGUAAGUAAACCAUGACGCAUUGUAGCAGAAAUCAGUAUUGUCAGCCUUCGUUGUUUUACGUACAUAUCAAAUACAAAACCACUUUAAAACGGUUAUUGGUGAAAUUUUAUACAUCAAUACUCAACUCAAACUAAACGCAGUAUCAGUUAUAGCUUAAUUCCGAAUGGGGAGUGAGUAUUGUUUUACGCCGCUGUUAGCAAUAUUCCAGCAAUAUAUCGGUGGGGAACACAAAAAAUGGGGCUUCACACAUUUCACCCACGUGGGGAAUCAAUCCCAGGUCUUGGGCGUGACGAGCGAACGCUUUAACCACAAGACUAGCCCACAGUCAACAUGGCGCUACCAAAGACAUCACUGUAGCAGUACCCAAAUGUCCUGCACACUGAGAAUGUAUACGUAAUGUCAUGCUUAAUUAUGUGUGUCCAGCGUUCAAAGGUUCAUAUAUGUCUAUCUUUUCAUACAAUUACGUUAUCAUUAUCGUAACUCUAUUCUCAAAGAAUGUCAAUGUCGUUCAUAUGUGUCAGACUUAAAAGAAUACAUGUGUCUUCGGGAAAUCAUGUGUUCUAAAUAUAUUUUCAUUCUAGUAUACACUCCUCCAAAGGUUGACUGAGAAAAAUAUUAGCUUUUUAUGCUCCAAAACACAAGAUACCUCUAAUUUGUAUUUUGCAGGCUUGUUGCAUAACAUGAUGAAAUAAGGACUAUAUUUUCUUUGAAGCACCCAGCCUUGAUCUCAAUCACGUCUCGUUUCUUGUAUCUGUGAUAUGAUGGUUUAUGUUUCAUGUAAUAAAGUGCUUAGCAAUA
Molecule: messenger RNA, 3137 nt
Organism: Haliotis rubra (blacklip abalone)
Lineage: Eukaryota; Metazoa; Mollusca; Gastropoda; Lepetellida; Haliotidae
Product: prostaglandin E2 receptor EP4 subtype-like
Exons: 4
Coding region: 376-2007 (543 amino acids)
Biological process (GO): adenylate cyclase-activating G protein-coupled receptor signaling pathway; inflammatory response; positive regulation of cytosolic calcium ion concentration
Cellular component (GO): plasma membrane
Molecular function (GO): prostaglandin E receptor activity
Source: RefSeq, a predicted model, not a curated record